AUGAGUUCGCCAAGACAUGAUCCUAUAUCGCUGAAAGAGAUUCCUCCAGAGCCUAUCGAAGACGGGAAAGCACCAGAGAUCAGGAAAGAACCAAAGAAAUUGUUUGGUAUACCGAUUUAUCCUGUAUCGAACCGGUCGGUAGUACUGGGACUACGGAGAGUGCAAAAAUAUUCGACGAUUCCAAUUGCAUUGUACUUUCCACUACAUGCCGUCAACACGCUAGUUGUGCCUGCUCUAUCCCCCGGGUCCCUUCCGGACGAUGUUCUGAUGAUGGUGAGAGAGCUUCUACCGUCCUUCACAACGAAACUGCUGGUUGCAUCGAUUGCACUGCAUUUGGGUAGUGGUGCAGUGCUGAGGAUAUGGCAAACAUGGAAACAGUACGUGGGAAGUGGAAAGAAAGGCCACCGCCGCCAUCACCGCAAGGAGAAACAGCUGAGAGUAACCGACGCGGCGGAACGGGACUCGCAGAGACUCAUUGGCCUCACUGGAGGACUUUCAGGCUACUUUGUUGGUUUCAACAGGCGCUUUAGCACAUCUCCGCAGGUUCUGAGUGGGUACAUCUUGCUACCUGCGUUGGGCUAUCAUAUGGCAAUCAUGAAGUUUAUACCAGACUCGCCUGGCUUUUAUGUUGAUGUCGACUUCAGUUUCGUUAAGUGGAUUCUUCAGAAUGACGAUUGGAGGAUCAAGUGGCUUGCAGGCAUCAUUCCCCUGUCGCUGCUGAUUUACUCUGGCACUUAUCACAUUGUUGCUGGUGCCUGCCAGUACUUACAGAUCAGAAGUUUACAAGCAAGAAGACAGUGGUCUAACGUCCUGUUCGCGUUGACUCUCAGCGGCCUGGUUGCAGUUUACCGAUUGAGCAAAUGGAGCCCAACGCUGGCUGGCUCGACGCAGUACAGAAAGAUUUUCGAGAAGAUUCAUUUACUAUAG
Torulaspora globosa is the source of this 927-nucleotide messenger RNA. RefSeq names its product Mcp1p (gene MCP1). The transcript has a single exon. Gene Ontology annotation, biological process: lipid homeostasis; mitochondrion organization. Gene Ontology annotation, cellular component: mitochondrial outer membrane. Lineage: Eukaryota; Fungi; Ascomycota; Saccharomycetes; Saccharomycetales; Saccharomycetaceae. The record is from RefSeq and is a predicted model, not a curated record. The coding region runs from base 1 to 927 and encodes 308 amino acids.